Molecule: messenger RNA, 354 nt
Organism: Peniophora sp. CBMAI 1063
Lineage: Eukaryota; Fungi; Basidiomycota; Agaricomycetes; Russulales; Peniophoraceae
Source: the annotation of a GenBank genome assembly
AUGAGCACCCCUGCUUUCAAGUGGAACAAAUAUCUCGCCACUGUCAACACCAGGGACCUCGCUGUUUUGUUGCUCGAGUUUGACCCGUCCUACACUGAGACCAUCAAGUUCAUACACACAAACUGCGACGAGCUCAUCCACAAGGGAACCUUUGAGGGGUGCGUGCCAAGCAAGCUCAAGAAGCUCAGCUUGAAGGUGUGCAAGCUCUCGAUAGACUCGCCCAUAGCGGCUGCGACAAGCUUGACUUUGCUCACUCUGCAAAAGUGCACAGUAGACUGCACCAUGUCCAUUCUCCUGCGUGCGGUCGCACUCCUGACCAACCUAGUCAGGUUAGACCUGGACACCCACACCUAG